AUGUUUAGUGUGCCUUCCACAAAUAGUGAUAUGCAAGAAGAUGAAGAUGUUCAAGAAGUAUAUAGUAGUGGGUUGCCUAAAAAACCUGUUUUAGGUAAAAGAAAGGGUACAAAUCCGGUGGAUAAUUUCUUUGCUCCAAGAACUACUCCAGGAGCUCAACCUGGUCUUAAAAGUGUGUUCCAAAGUAAAGAAAGGGUGAGGCAAGCUGAUAUGGCUAUUGCAAGAUUUCUGUAUGACAAUUGCAUUCGUUUUAAUGUAGUGAAUUCAGUGUACUACCAAAAGAUGAUUGAUGCCGUAGCUGCUGCUGGUCCUGGCUACAAAGGUCCAUCUUAUCAUGCUGUACGGGUCCCUUUGUUGAGGGAUCAAAGGAAAGAGGUUCAGUUGUUGGUUGAGUCACAACGUAGGCAUUGGGCAGAUACUAGACAUAGGUCAUUGAUUAAUUUCCUUAUUUAUUGUCCUAGGGGAAUGGUAUUUGUAAAAUUAGUUGAUGCCUCAGAUAUUGUGAAGAGUACUAGAAACUUAUUUAAACUGUUUGAUGAAGUAGUUACAUGGGUUGGUCCAAAAAACAUAGUUCACAUGGUUACUAAUAAUGCUUCCAAUUAUGUAUCUGCUAGUAAAUUGUUGUGUGAAAAGUAUAAAACUAUUAGUUGGUCUCUUUGUGCAGCACAUUGCCUGAAUCUUGUGUUGCAGGAUAUGGGAGACAUGCCUCAUGUGGAGAGACUUAAAAAACGUGCAUCCAAAGUUACAGUUUUUAUUUAUAAUCAUGUGGCUUUGAUUGCUUGGUUGAGGAAGAGACCUGGUUGGACAGAUAUUGUACGUGUAGGAGCAACAAGAUUUGCUAUUACUUUCCUUUCAUUUGGAAGUCUUCAUGUGCAUAAGCAUGACUUACAAGCCUUAGUGACUAGCAAGUUCUUUGUGGACAAUAGAUUGGCAAGAGAGUCAAAGGCAAAAGAAGUAGUUUCUAUCAUUUUAGAUAAUUCUUUUUGGGAUGAUAUUAAUGUUCUUGUCAAGAUUUCAUCGUCACUCAUUCGUUUGUUACGGAUUGUUGAUUCUGAUCAAAGGCCUGCAAUAGGAUAUGUGUAUGAGGGCAUGCAUGGAGCACGGUUGGGAAUCAAGAAGAUCUUCCGAAUGAAGAAGCACUUGUACAAGCCAUACACCUCAACUAUAAAAAACCGUUGGGACAAACAUUUGCGUAAAGAUCUUCAUGCUGCUGCAUAUUGGUUAAAUCCCGCUUUUCAAUAUGAUGAGGAGAAUUUUUGUCGGAAACCAGCAGUACAUGUGGUUGUUUUGGACUACAUUGGGACAAAAUAUGAUGGUGACAAAGAAAAGGUAAUUAAGGAAACCCAAUAUUUUCGAGACCGUAUUGGGAGCUUUGAUAGAGAUCUUGCAUUAUCAACAAGCACAACCACUCAUCCAGAUGAAUGGUGGAAGUUGUGGGGUGCUGAUACUCCAAACUUGCAAAAAUUGGCAAUUAGAAUCCUUAGCCAAACUUCUGCCUCUUCUGGAUGUGAGCUUUGUUGGAGUUUAUUUGACCAAAUACAUUCUAAGAGGAGAAAUAGAUUGAAGCAUCAAAGGCUCAAUGAUCUUUUGUUUGUUCAUCAUAACUUGCGAUUGAAAUAUAGUAUCGACAAAACUGAUUUUUGGGUAUUUGUGGAAGAGGAAGACCCAUAUCUUAAUUAUGAAGAGUUGGAGAAUGCAAUUUAUGAAGAGGGUGCAUAUCCAGCAAGUGCAGGACCUUCUUCUAAUAUUGAACAAUUUGUAGAUGAUAGCAGUGUUGUUGAAGGAAUUGAUUUGGAAACAUUUGGACAUCCUGUUGGCCCUCCUCCUGGAUUUCCAAGGAAUGAUGAUGAGCAUGAUAACCAUCAUGACAUUGAUGAUUUAUGA
Molecule: messenger RNA, 1884 nt
Organism: Quercus lobata
Lineage: Eukaryota; Viridiplantae; Streptophyta; Magnoliopsida; Fagales; Fagaceae
Exons: 4
Coding region: 1-1884 (627 amino acids)
Molecular function (GO): protein dimerization activity
Source: RefSeq, a predicted model, not a curated record